Messenger RNA from Empidonax traillii (willow flycatcher), 4873 nucleotides. RefSeq names its product synergin gamma (gene SYNRG). Gene Ontology annotation, cellular component: clathrin coat of trans-Golgi network vesicle. The coding region runs from base 131 to 4348 and encodes 1405 amino acids. Gene Ontology annotation, molecular function: protein binding. The record is from RefSeq and is a predicted model, not a curated record. The transcript has 23 exons. Lineage: Eukaryota; Metazoa; Chordata; Aves; Passeriformes; Tyrannidae.
CUGUGGGAUGGAGCCUCAGUGGGGAGCUCCCUUGUCCCCUCCAUCCCACAAAGGGCACCUCGGCAGGAGGAAGGAAUGAGGAGAAAGAACCAGCGUCAAAAGAGAUGUCGUUGUGUCUCUGGAAAGCUUCAUGUUUCCUGUCGCAGGUGGUUUGGGCCCCCCUCAAGGGAUGAUUCCUAUGCAACAGCAAGGAUUUCCAAUGGUUCCUGUCAUGCAGACCAAUAUGCCAGGGAUGAUGGGAAUGAAUUAUGGUUCUCAGAUGCCUCCUGGACCCAUGACCAUGCAGGGUGGGAUGCCCCUGGGGCCGAUGCCAGCGGCCGGGAUGCCCUACAUGGGACAGGCGUCUUUCCUGGGAAUGCGCCCAGCCACGCCCCAGUACAACCCCGACAUGCAGAAGCAGUUUGCAGAGGAGCAGCAGAAGAGGUUUGAGCACCAGCAGAAGUUCUUGGAAGAAGAAAGGAAACGGCGGCAGUUUGAAGAGCAGAAACAGAAGCUGAGACUCCUGAGCAGUGUGAAACCCAAGACAGGUGAAAAAAGCAGAGAUGAUGCCUUGGAAGCCAUUAAAGGAAAUUUAGAUGGUUUCUCUAGAGAUGCUAAAAUGCACCCAACACCGGCAUCGCAUCCAAAAAAGCCAGAUCAUCCCACACCAUCCCAUCCCGCUGUAUCUGUUUCCCAUUCUGCUUUUCCCGAUGAUGAAGAAUUUAGUGACUUUAUACAAGGGCCCGUUGAAAUCCCCAAACUGGUGCCUCAACCCACCUGUCAGCCUUUCCAGCCUUUCCAUCCUGCCACUGAGGCUGGGCAGCUGCUUUCAGAAAAGGCUGUGCUCCAACCUCUCCCUCCAGCCCAGGCUCCAGUGUUGUCCACCCUGCAUGGCACAGCUGGGCAGGUUCCUUAUUUUCCUACCUCUGCAUCUUCACCCAGUAUCCAUAAAACAGGCGCUUCCUUGGAGGAGAAAGCCUUAGCUAAUGGCUCAAAUGAAUCUGAACAGGAGCAAACCAAACCUAAAACAUCCGAAGGUGGGCACAAAGCCUCGGCUGCAAGCCAAGCUCAUCCCAGUCUAACCAGCAGUGACUGGGAUGUUGUAGGUGGACAGGAAACUGGUCCCACUGCUGCAGAGGUGCACAAGGCUUCAGAACAAAACAGAGCAGUUGAAGAGUGUGGAGUUGGAGUGUUCCCUUCCCAGGACCCAAUUCAGCAAAUGAUGCCUCCUUGGAUUUACAACGACAGCUUGGUGCCAGAGCUGUAUAAGAAAAUCUUAGAAAGCACUCUGACUCCUGCUGGGAUAGAUACAGCCAAGCUCUACCCCAUCCUGAUGUCAUCUGGGCUGCCCAGGGAGACCCUGGGGCAGAUCUGGGCGCUGGCCAACCGCACAACACCCGGGCAGCUGACCAAGGAGGAGCUGUACGCCGUGCUGGCCAUGGUGGCCGUCACGCAGAGGGGGAUUCCCGCAGUCAGUCCCGACGUGCUGAACCAGUUUCCCGCUGCGCCCGUUCCCACUCUGUCGGGGUUCCCUGUGGCCCUGCCCGCCGUGAGCCAACCCCCACUGCUGCCCCCGGCCCCGCCAGGCUCCGUGCCCUCUGUGCCCUCCAUGCCCUCUGUGCCCUCCGUGCCCCUCGGCAUCGGGCCCCCCGUCAUGGGCAUGGGCAUCCCGGCCCCCACGCCGGCCCCGGCGGCAGGAGCUGCAGCUCAGCCUUCCGGAGCAUUCCUGCCCUCCUACCCGCCCAGCCAGGUAGUAAAACCAGAAGAUGAUGACUUCCAGGAGUUUCAAGAUGCUUCAAAGUCUGGCUCCCUGGAUGAUUCUUUCACUGAUUUCCAAGGGGAUGUAGCUGGUUCCUCCAAAGCAGCCAGUUCCCAGCACCGGAGCAGUGUUCCUUCCUUACUAAUGCCACUCCCAGGUAAUAAGCCACUCUCACCAGCUGAUAAAUACGCUGUGUUUAAAGGAAUGGCAGCUGAGAAGCCUCCUGAGACUGCAGCUGCUUUUGGAGAUGGAGGGGACAAGUACAGCGCUUUCCGGGAACUGGAGCAGCCAGCAGAGAGCAAAUACUUGGUCCCAGGAGAUAACCUUGCAGAGUUCAAGCCCGCAGGAGUCGAUGAUGGUUUCACAGAUUUCAAAACCGCUGACAGUAUCUCACCAAUAGAGCCACCCACAAAGGACAAAACCUUCCCUGCACCCUUCCCUCCUCUGCCUGCUCAGCCAAAGCAGCAAACACAAGCCAAGACCCCUUUGAAUCUGGCAGACUUGGAUCUCUUUUCCUCUCCUGGAGAAAACAAGCAGCCAUCCUUUCCACCCGCAUUUAACGCCUCAAAACCGGGCUCCUUUCCCCCCCCGCCCCUUCCAUCCACCACUGCCCAGCCAGCACCCAGCAAAGCUUCCAGCUUAGCUGAUGACUUUGGAGAGUUCAACCUUUUUGGGGAAUUUUCUAACGGCGCAUCAGCCAGUGGACAAGAUGACUUUGCAGACUUUAUGGCUUUCAACAACAGCAGUGGAUUUUCUGAGCAAAAACCGGAUGACAAAUACAAUGCCCUGAAGCUGGAGGCCGGUCCUGUUCCUCAGGCUGGCUCCUCUGCCAGCGCAGUGAAGGGUGGGCAGAGUUCUGCCACCGCUGCUACGCCCACCAAGUAUGACAUCUUCAAACAGCUGUCUCUGGAAGGCUCCGGAGCGGGCUUUGAGGAGGCGAAGGACAGCGCGCUCUCCUCGGUGAAGAGCGAUGAUGACUUUGCCGACUUCCACUCCAGCAAGUUUUCUUCCACGGGCAGCAGCGUGGAUAAGUCACUGGUGGACAAAGUGGCAGCUUUCAAGCAGGCCAAAGAAGACUCUGCUUCGGUGAAGUCCCUGGAUCUGCCGUCCAUCGGGGGCAGCAGCGUGGGCAAGGAGGAUUCCGAAGACGCGCUGUCUGUUCAGUUUGACAUGAAACUGGCUGAUGUGGGAGGAGAUCUUAAGCAUGUCAUGUCUGAUAGCUCUUUGGAUUUGCCAACAGUUAGUGGCCAGCAUCCACCAGCAGCAGAUAUCGAUGACUUAAAAUGCGCCCCGCUGGGAAGCUGCACCAGUGGCUCUGCAGUCAGCAGCCUGGCCAGCUCCGACUGGUCCGACAGGGACGACCUCCAGCAGGGCAGGAGGCUCCCCGGCCUCGCCCAGCCCUCGGGGAGCGGAUCCUCCGCGGCCACUUCUGUCCUCCAGAAGAAGGAGACCUUGUUUGGCAGCUCAGAAAACAUCACCAUGACAACAGUUUCCAAAGUGACAACCUUCUCCAGCGAGGAUGCCUUACAGGACGUUUCCUUUGCAGCCUUUGCAAACUUUAAAGACUCCGGGCCGAUCUCCAGCGGGCCAAGCGACGAUGACAUCGCAGACUUUGGGGAUUUUGCGAGACCUUCCUCGGAAGCUCAGGGUGCAGCAGCGGCUGACACAGCCCAGGAGGCUGAUCUCCUCGCUGCCGGUGUCUCCUCGGAGCUGCGAAGGGAAUCCACGGAUGACUUUGGAGAAUUCCAAAGCGAGAAACCAAAAAUCAGCAAGUUUGACUUCUUGGUGGCGACUUCCCAAGGCAAGGUGAAAUCCAGUGAAGAGAUGAUCAGGAGCGAGCUGGCUACCUUUGACCUGUCUGUGCAAGGGUCUCACAAAAGGAGCCUGAGCCUGGGUGACAGGGAGAUAAGUCGCUCCUCACCUCUGCCAGCCCUGGAGCAGCCGUUCAGGGAUCGCUCCAACACCCUGAGCGAGAAGCCGGCACUGCCCGUCAUCAGAGACAAGUACAAGGACCUGACUGGGGAGGUGGAGGAAAGUGAGAGGUACGCCUAUGAGUGGCAGAGGUGCCUGGAGAGUGCCCUGCAGGUCAUAAAGAAAGCAAACGACACCUUGAAUGGAAUAAGUAGCUCAUCUGUUUGCACUGAAGUUAUCCAGUCUGCCCAAGGCAUGGAAUAUUUACUGGGGGUUGUGGAAGUCUACAGAGUGACAAAGAGAGUGGAACUGGGCAUCAAAGCGACCGCUGUUUGCAGUGAGAAACUCCAGCAGCUGCUGAAGGACAUCGAUAAAGUGUGGAACAACCUGAUCAGCUUCAUGUCACUCGCUGCUUUAACGCCAGAUGAAAACUCCCUGGAUUUCUCCUCCUGCAUGCUGCGCCCGGGGAUCAAGAAUGCCCAGGAUCUGGCCUGUGGAGUGUGUCUCCUAAACGUGGAUUCCCGAAGUAAAAAUGAAGAGAAACCUGUGGAAGAGCUUCCUAAAAAAGCCUUUAACUCCGAGACAGACAACUUUAAGCUGGCCUAUGGAGGGCACCAGUACCACGCCAGCUGUGCCAACUUCUGGAUCAACUGUGUGGAGCCCAAACCUCCAGGGCUCAUCCUGCCAGACCUGCUCUGAGAGCAGCUGCACUGAAGGUGGAGCUUUGGGGUUAAUAAUGCAGGACCUGGGGUAACUGGUGGGGUGGAGUAAGUGGAGAGGCUGGAGUUGGGCUCAGGGUUUGAAAUGUUUGGGGUGGAGUUUUGGGCUGUAAGAGGUUAAAGCCACUGUCACAGACAGUGAAGAAGUCAUUUGAAAUGGCCAAGGGUUCAGAAAUAACCAGAAAAAAAAUGUAGCAUGGAAAAAAAAAAAAAAAAGGUGGCAUUUCAGACUUUCUCAACAUGAAAACGUGUUAUUCAGUGUAAAAGCAGCCUGGUAGCCACGUGCACAAAACCUGGGGGGAGCCAGCACUGAGCUUCCCAAAGAACCCGAAAUGCUGGGCUGGUUUGCAUAGAAGUGACCACUUUAGUACUUGGGAAUCUGUAUUUGUAAGCAGAUCUUCUCUUUAAGGUGUUUGGGAUAUGGACCGUGAUGUUGUUGUUGUUCAGAUAUUUGCUGCUGUGACAGCACCUGAGUCACAGCAGCCAUCGAGGCAAAAUGAACGAU